Messenger RNA from Drosophila navojoa, 3761 nucleotides. It is a transcript of the gene Lap1, whose product is annotated as leucine rich repeat containing protein 7 lap1. Gene Ontology annotation, molecular function: protein kinase binding. Gene Ontology annotation, cellular component: postsynaptic membrane; basolateral plasma membrane; adherens junction. The record is from RefSeq and is a predicted model, not a curated record. Gene Ontology annotation, biological process: neurotransmitter receptor transport postsynaptic membrane to endosome; embryo development; cell-cell adhesion. Lineage: Eukaryota; Metazoa; Arthropoda; Insecta; Diptera; Drosophilidae.
UCCUGUGCACUGUGGCUGCUGCCAACUCGCAAGUUGCCUUCAAAGCGAAAAACAUUACAGAAAAUCGAAAUCAAGUGCGUAAAUAAACAUAAAAUACAGGCAGGACGCGUAAAUAGCGUAACGUAGCAACCGCUAAGGCGUGCAAGGUGCCGGCUGCCUAAGCAAUCGGCUCCGAGCAGACGUAGCCUUCUUAUUGUUUGGGCUUGUGCGUAUGUAUAUAUAUAAAUCUAUAUGUAUGCGUGUGUGUGUGCGUGUUGUAUUUGUGCUAGUAUUGAAACAAUAACAAGCCCAGCAAAAUGCCAAUGAAUUAUAACGGAGCAGCGUUCAAUGCGGUCGCUGCCUUUGUGCUGCUGCAGCAGCAGAAGCAGCGAUGAUUCAUAGCCCGCAAUAAUUGUUACAGCAACAACAAUAACAACCGUGGCCGUGCCUUAAUAUAAUAACGUAGAGCAAUAAAACAUAAAACAAACCAUUCACACGAAUCGGUAAAAUGCCGCUGCUGUCCAAAUGCUUCCCUUGCUUCAAAUUUAAACGCGAAGAGGUCAUCGACAAGCUGGACUAUAGCAAUACACCGCUCCAGGAUGCCUUUCCCGAGGUGUGGCAACACGAGCGCACUCUCGAGGAACUGCAUCUGAGCAAUGCGCGGCUGCAAACAUUGCCACCGCAGCUGUUCUACUGCCAGGGACUGCGAGUCCUUCAGGUGAACAGCAACAAUUUGGAGAGCAUACCGCAGGCAAUUGGUUCGCUGCGUCAAUUGCAGCAUUUAGAUCUGAACCGCAAUCUUAUUGUCAAUGUGCCGGAGGAGAUAAAGGCGUGCAAGCACCUGACCCACUUGGAUCUCAGCUGCAAUAGUCUGCAACGUCUGCCGGAUGCGAUAACAUCGCUGAUAUCGCUGCAAGAGCUGCUGUUGAACGAAACCUACCUGGAGUUCUUGCCGGCCAAUUUCGGACGACUCGUCAACUUGCGAAUCUUGGAGGUGCGCCUCAACAAUCUCAUCACGUUGCCCAAGUCAAUGGUCCGCUUGGUGAAUCUGCAGCGACUUGAUAUUGGCGGCAAUGAGUUCACCGAACUGCCUGAGGUCGUUGGAGAACUAAAGUCGUUGCGCGAGCUAUGGAUUGAUUUUAAUCAAAUACGUCGUGUGGCUCCCAAUAUUGGCAAACUGCGGGACCUGCAGCAUUUCGAGGCCAAUGGCAAUCUGCUGGACACACUUCCCAAUGAGCUGAGCAACUGGCGGAAUGUCGAGGUAUUGUCCGUGUGCUCCAAUAAUCUGGAGGCGUUUCCCUUCAGCGUGGGCAUGCUCAAGUCGCUAGUCACCUUUAAAUGCGAGUCGAACGGGCUCAGCGAGCUGCCCGAUAGCAUCAGCUACCUGGAGCAACUGGAGGAGCUGGUGCUGAGCCACAAUAAGCUGAUGCGUCUGCCCAGCACAAUUGGAUCGCUGACCAAACUGCGCUUCCUCUUCGCCGAUGACAAUCAGCUGCGGCACCUGCCCGACGAGCUCUGCAGCUGCAGCCAACUGAGCGUGCUGAGCGUGGCCAACAAUCAGCUAUCUGCGUUGCCGCAAAAUAUCGGACAUUUGGCCAAGUUGAAGGUGCUCAAUGUGGUUAAUAACUACAUUAACGCGCUGCCCGUUUCCAUGCUGAGCCUGGUGAAUCUCACGUCUCUGUGGCUCAGCGACAAUCAGUCGCAGCCACUGGUGCCGCUGCAGUAUUUGGAUGCGAGCAGCAAGACGCAGCUGACGUGCUUCAUGCUGCCGCAGGUGACAUUAAAGAUGCAGGCGCAACAGCAACAGCAGGUCCAGGAUCAAUACGAAUUCGUCUACGCGAAUCAUGCGCAACAGCCGCAGCAUCCAUCGAGCCCAUCACGUCGCAUUUGCUUCGCCGAAGAGACGACCAUUCUAAGUGCGGGCGACACCAAUAGCAAUGGCAAUGGCAAUAGCAACAGCAACAGCAACACGAACACCAACAGUGCACCACAUCCCGCGCGCAGCUACCCCGCCAGCUAUGUGACGGCGCCGCCCACGCCGGAGCAGUUGCCCGCUGGCAGUUCGGUGCGUCUGAUGCGUUCACCCACGCCGUACCCCAAGGAGCUGCGCCAAAUGGCCAAGUAUAUGCGACAGGCGCAGGCGGCGAAUGCAGCGGCAGCGGCUGCGGCGUCAGCGUCAUCGAGUGAGGUGCGCGAGGCGCGUGUCGUGGUGCCCAAUGGCCAAGUGGCCAUGCCACACUGUGAUAGCAAUCAGGACGCUGUGGAUCACACAGCAAGUGCAAUAUAUGGCGUUGCGCCCGAGGCGGCCCACAUUUAUGGUGUCUAUCAGCCGGCGCAGCAACAGACGCCGCAAGAAUAUUAUGGCAUGCCGCUGGUCAAUUACGAUGCGCACUACCAGCAGCUCUAUGUGGAUGCCAACACGUUGCCGCUGCCAACGACGCAUUUGUCCAAUGGCACCGAGGAGAACUAUGAGCUGCAGCCGCUGCAACCGCCACCGGCGGCGCCACCACCACGCAUGGAGCCGCCGCCUUAUCACAUAGCGCGAGUGUAUACAAAGAAGACGCCAGAAGAUCUCACGCUCUACGAGUCAAUGCGACAGCGCAAACACCAACAACAACAGCAACAGCAGCAGCAACAACAACAACAGCAGCAGCAGCAACAACAAAUGUCGCCAACACAAUCACUCUACGAGCAGAGCAACCAGAGCUACCAGGAUGCACUAAACAGCAACUUCAAGACGACAGCAAUUGGUGCGCAAUCUGAGGAGCUGGACUACCAAAAUAAUAUCAACAUUGAGCAGCUGGAACUGCAGCAGCAGCAGCCGGAGCAGCAACAGGAGGUUGAUGAGCUGCAACAGCAGCAGCAGCAGUUGCAGGAAAUGGAUGAUACGUUAUCGCAGCACUCAGUCAACUCCACGGCCACCAACAAUACGUCCAGGGGUGGUAAAAAGUCAACCUGGAUAUUCGGGGUGCACAAGAAUCCGACUGUUAAGCAAGUGACGCUCAAAUGGGAGCACAGCAUCGGCUUUGAUGUAGCCGAGCUGCUUAAUCAAGUGGGAAUCUUUGUGAGCGCCAUAACGCCAAAUUCGAAUGCUGCGCGGCUGCUGAGCCUCAACGAUAAGCUGCUGGAGAUCGACGGCUAUGACCUGACCAAUGCCAAUCUGAGCGAUGCCAAACGUGUUCUGCAUAAUUGCGGCACAGUUAUUAACAUAAUGCUGUCACGCAAGUGACCGGCCCUUUCAUGCCCCACUCCCCCCACGCCUCUAUAUACCGAGACCGAAGACUUUUGCGCAUUUUUCUAAGGCAAUUUUGCAAUAAGCUAAUUGAAAUCUAGCAAACCAUAAACAUUAACAAAUGCAUUUCCAAGCCAUAAACGUCCUUUGCACUGGCGCCUUAAACUUAUAGUAAUUAGAGUCACAGACGACAUAACAUAACCAGCUUCCAGUUGAUGCAUUUCAUUUAGUUAGAUACGAUAUCAAAUGCCAUUGUUUAUGUGUAAUUCUCACUAUUAUGUUCUCAACAAAUUGGAUUCUCUCGUUGGUUUAAAACACAUUGAUUAUUAUAUGCGAAAAGGUGGUUUAUAUUUAGAUAUUCGAACUGUAAAUUAAGUUAAAUGUAUUUCACUUUCUCGCCUCUGAAACUGUUUUCAAACUUGUUACUUGAUCAUAAUAAUUGUAUUAAACUUGAUAGCUUAAGCAUUAAUUAAGAAUGAAUUAGGUUUUCGUGCGGAGUUUCAAAGUGAAAGAGUACUCGAUUGGUAUUCACAGUAAAGCAAUAUAUUUU